AUGAACACUUCUUCGCUUCAAAACGCAUUCGAGGCCCAAAUGACCAAGGCAUAUUGCCCAGACGCUCCAACACCAGGAUAUCUGUGGGAUCCGAUUUUACACGUCUGGCGCAGCCUAGACUCAGAGAAAGCCCUUCACUGUGGAUAUAUGGCCAUUGUUCCUGACGUGGAACUCAACGACAGAUUACCAUGGUGGAACUGGAAUAAUCUGUCCCAGUCUGUAGAGUAUUGGAGAACAUACGGACGUUACGCUAAGAGGAGCCAGAUCCUGGGGCUUAUUGAGUACAUUCGAUAUGAUCAUGCUUAUGAAAUUCUUAAUGAAGGCUAUGACGAGGACGAUGGCAUAGAGGAUACUAGGCCAGAGGCGGCGGAAGCCUUGCUACUUGAGGUUAUCGCACGGUCAGAAGAGGAUGGAGAUGAUGAUUUUGGUACCGACAACGGCGAUAGCGAUGACGAUGACUACGAGUAUGACUACGAAAGUGACUAUGAUUAG
Messenger RNA from Fusarium graminearum PH-1, 492 nucleotides. RefSeq lists its product as uncharacterized. The record is from RefSeq and is a predicted model, not a curated record. The transcript is spliced from 3 exons. Lineage: Eukaryota; Fungi; Ascomycota; Sordariomycetes; Hypocreales; Nectriaceae. Bases 1 to 492 code for a protein of 163 amino acids.